CUUACGCCUCACCCGACCUGGUACCUAUGCCAACUCUCUCAACGGGCCUCAAUGGAUCGAGAGCAAUGAACCAUCUUCACGCCUGUCGCCACAGAUAAUGGCUUUAGCAUUUCCCUACGCGCGAUACGGAUGCCCAUGCAGCGACCAUGCUGGCGCGCCAACGCCAUCGACAGCCCUCAAGCGCAGCUCGAAGCAUAUAGCGGCCGAGGCGGACAGCGGCGUCCACGAUGAUGGCUACGGCGACGAUGACAGCGACGAUGAGACGUUCAAUCCCCACGAGCCUCGAGCGGCCUUUUCGCUCUUUCCCCUCGAUCAGCUUCUGUACUGCGACGAAUGCAAUGCCACACGCUGUGCACGGUGCUGCAGCGAGGAGAUGAUGUGCUGGUACUGCCCAAACUGCAUGUUUGAGGUGCCCAGCAGUGGCGUCAAGAGUGACGGCAACAGAUGUGCACGGCAGUGUUACGACUGUCCCUCGUGCCACGCAAAUCUCGCGAUCACUGUCGUUGACAGUGCCAGAAAUCGCCAGGCGGGUGUGCACCUCCGACCAGCAGACAGCGCGUCGCACAGCGAGUCCUACUUCCUCCUGUGCCAGUACUGCGACUGGAGCUCACUCGACAUUGGUGUACGCUUCAGCAAACCGACAAAGGUCACGGAGCAACUCAGUAGAUUAUGGAAGGCAAAGAUCUCGAGUAUUGCUGAUCAAGAAGGCAAGGCAGCCGCACCACAGCCUGCUGCAGCACAGCACGACGCAACCUUUGCAAAUCUCGCUCGCUUUUACAAGGAGCAAAUGAACGAGUCCAGUGAUCAGACCAACCCCUUCUCCAACAGCCCAUACAGCUCACCUGCGAAUCUGGCCCGCAUUAUGAGCAUAUACGGCGGACUAUCGUACAAUGCUCUCAAGAAGAGCAGAGAAAAGCCGCAACCAAUGCGAGAAGCUAGGAACCAGUCAGAAGGCAUCUCCACGUUUGCUCCUGGCGAACCCUCCUCCGAUGAUCAAAUUCUGGAGGCGAUGAGAACACUCGGUCUGCAGGGCACGUUGACAGCAUCACAGCGCUUCGAGUCACCAUACAAUCAUGAUGCGCGACUCAUUGAGCAUAGUUGGCCCAUGGCCACGAAGCUACGAGUUCGUAGGGGAAAGCGAUGUAGAGCUUGUCGGCAGUUUCUUGUGAGACCCGAAACUAAGCCGGAUCGGCUACGAUACAAGAUUCGCUUGAUCGCGUCGCAGCAUAUUCCUCGGCUCCUGAUCCGACCGCUACAGAUGACCGGCCCUGCCCCCAACCUGUCAUUCCAGCUUCGAGCCGAAAGGAUGGACGAUGUCAGACUUCGGGCCUAUCAGACCCAGCAGUACGUCUUGACCGUACGCAACCCCAUCUUUGAGACUGUCAAAAUAAGCCUUGCUACUCCCGCCACCACGCCGGGUCGAGUGGCGUCUAAAGUGACCAUCCUGUGCCCGUCUUUCAGCGUAGGCCCGUCGGGAGACAUGUGGGACGAGGCGCUGUCUCACUCGACCACCAGCGAUGGUAGCAGACAAGCCGCGAUGGCGUCUUUGACGGGAUCCGUCGACGCAGAUCGUCAGCCCGAAGCAGGUAAGGUGUGGGAGCGAACACGCAAUUCGACUUCGAUCAUUCUGGAGGUAGUUCCCGGUGGUAUCGACCGAGCACCCAGCAUUGUAUCCAGCCGGGACAAUGAACGAAUGGAGGAGCUGGCGGAAGACGAUGAUGUUCUCGAAAUCCCCAUUUACGUCCGUGCGGAAUGGGAAGCGGAUCCCAGUGGACACGAAGCAUUGCAUCAUGGUGAGAAGGCCAAGCCCAGCGAGCGUGUGGUGAAGGAGCUUGCGUACUGGUGUGUGCUCGGCAUUGGGCGCAUCGUGGGAGGGUGACAGUGCGAACGCCACAAGGACCGAUAUGCACUGCAGUGACUGCACCAGCAUGUCCCGAGUCGUGCCGCUCCCGACAUUCUGGAGUCGAGACGGAUCGGAUGACGGGAAGCACGACUCCCAGUAGCGUCAUCAAUAGGCGACCCAAUGAUAAUGGCUACGUAGAGCAUCGCAUCACAUCGCAUGCGGAAACAGGCCAGUCGUCGACUGCGCAAGUCGAUGAGAAUCUGUGUGGUAUCAGCGACGGAAGUGUUGGCGUCACUGGAGGAUGUGGAGCAAGGGCAGAUGUUCGGAAUAGAUGUUGAAGACCGGUGCUUCCGCUGCCACCACAUCACUGCUACGAAAUACUUGAUCUGCUCUGUGAUGAUGAGGUCCUUGAGAUUCGUGUACAGACAGCACUUGAUCAAUUGCUCUCUGCCAAGCUCAACGUCAGGUAAGAUCAGAAGGAAUCUUGGAA
Messenger RNA from Sphaerulina musiva SO2202, 2333 nucleotides. RefSeq names its product Dynactin_p62-domain-containing protein. Bases 98 to 1879 code for a protein of 593 amino acids. Lineage: Eukaryota; Fungi; Ascomycota; Dothideomycetes; Mycosphaerellales; Mycosphaerellaceae. The transcript is spliced from 2 exons. Gene Ontology annotation, cellular component: dynactin complex. The record is from RefSeq and is a predicted model, not a curated record.